Amoebophrya sp. A25 is the source of this 2156-nucleotide messenger RNA. Lineage: Eukaryota; Dinophyceae; Syndiniales; Amoebophryaceae. The record is from the annotation of a GenBank genome assembly.
AGUGAGGAGCGGCUCCAGACUACAAAAAAAAGAGGAGCGGGAGCCCCGUGAAUUCUGAAAUCUUAGAGAUGAAGAAUGUUUUUCCUGUAUGCAGUUUGUUACCGCAUUCAUUGCUGCAGCAAGUGCUAUUUGAACAUGAGUACUUGUGAAAUUUCGGUUAGAUGUUUGAUAACCUGUAGCCAAUAGAAGAACCCUUAAUAAUUGGGGUCUCAAUCCUUUUCGCACAGAGGACCAUGAUCCGUUCGUGUUCUGAUAGUCCCGCUAUUUCUUAAUCUCUGUCUACUACUUAGGAAAGUUCUUGUCCGCAGAAAAAAAUGAAGAAAUUCAUCGGCCUCGCUUCUUCAUCGAAGAUGAAGGUUCCUGUUAAAAAGGCGCCGAAAAACGCAGAUGAGAGGAUUUCGAUGAAGGCUCUGUCGCUCGCCAAAAGUGCCGUCAAGUCUUCUUCGAUGAAGAAGAUGGCGAGUUCUUCUGCUCCUGCUCGUCCGGUUCCGAUGAAAAAACUUACGACUGUACCUCAAGUGAAGCAAUGUCCGUUUACAAACGCCAUCAAGCGGAUUCCGUCAGCGCAAGUGUGGAGUUUUCAAGAUGUAGCCGAGGAAGCAGAAAGACAAGGACAAGGGGGGAUGAUGAAAGCCUCGAACGUUGCGCACAACAUUGGCAUUGGACGAAGAGAUGUUCCCUGGUGGAGAGUGGUAUAUAAGUUAAGAUGGAAGUAGUUCUGGGUAGUUGAGUUGAUAUAUUUAUCUCGAUUCCUUCGAGAUAAUCUGUCUAUCCAGCAUAAUCUUCGAUGAACUUUAUAAUUUACAAAAAGAUAUUGUCAAUGACUCAACUCCUCCUCUUGCUUCUAACCAAGGGCGAGGCGAAAACUCCUUUGGUGAAACUGCUACAACGACCGCGACCUUCUAGAGAUGAUAAGGAUGAUAAGGAACAAAGAGCUGCCCUCACUGCAAAACGACAGAAAACGCAGAAAAUGCUUUUGUCGAAAGAAGGAGUGGACGUGGAAAAGCCUGUCCCGAUACGAGCGCAAGUGGACGACGAGGCAUUAACCGUUAUGGGUAAAGACUUGAAGAAUAUUAGAGGUAACAAGCCUGAUGCCUCUUCUAGUAGAAGGGCACUGUUCCAAAAUUGGUUUGUGCGAGUAAAGCAAGUAGUGAAAGAAGUCACUGGGGAGAUGGAAAAGUAUCAUACUACAAAAGCAGGAGAAGGUGGUGCUCAAUCUGGGACCAUGCAAACUGCCACGUCUUCAAAGUCCUCUUCAUCUACCACCAAAAGCAACUACACGUCUGCUUCCACCGAACCCGACUCCUUUAGUUUGAAUCCCGUGAAGGUGUCACGAGUUUUCAGUGUGGCAGAGGUGAAAGCGAUCUUGGAUUGGGCAGGUGUUGGGGCGAAUCGUGACCGCACAGUGCGAUUGGAAAAGCAUAAUUUUGGGAGGGGAAUUUACCAUUAUAUGAAGGAGGAAGCAUUUCUUGUUGGAGAUACAACAACUGUGGGUUCUCGACUUGCUGAGUUGCGAGCAGCACUUUUUUCCGCGUUAUCACCCUUUACUUCGGUGAACAAGCAGAACAGUCUGUUAAGAGAUGCAUCAAGUGCGAAACCCGCCGAAGCACUGCCUAAAGGACUAUCAUCCUCAACCAAAAAGUCCAUCUCAAGCUCCAGUGCAAGCCCAGCAGCCCAGCUUUCUGCCUUCCACGAUCAGUGUCGUAAAGCAGGAUAGAAGAGGCCCAGUUCCCUAGUCCUUUAUUACAGCGAAGGCGGGGUGAAUUUCCCUCAUCGGGACUUGUUUGGGACUGUCUACUUCCCGUUUCAGGUGCUUAUUAUGCUGACGGAGGGGAAGGGGGUGGAUUACAGUGGAGGGGAAUUUUAUGUGAUGGAUAAGGCGAAAAACGAAAAGUAUCCGCAGAAUCUGGGUCGUGGAGACUUGUUGAUCUUCGAUCCGGUUAAGGUGUGGCAUGGAAUGAGCAAAGUGACGAGCGGAAGACGAGCUGUCUUUGGGUUUGUCUGUCACUUGGCGAAGUAGAAUAAAGGCAUCGCUCGACUAGAAGUAGAAGCUGGAAGAUGAUAAACAGAAAGAAAUAUCGAAAUGAUCUCUCCAUUCCUUAAAUAAGUAUAUUUAAUUCAAGCAACAAGUCUCUCACUCUGCUCUCUACUUCUAC